CCCUCUGUGCAGCCUGAUUUCGGCGAAACAUCUCCGGCGUUAUGCGCACCCGGAGUGCUGCUCGUCUCUAAAGGUCUCACAUGAGGCCUACAUGUUAAAGCUCGCACCCCCUCCUCCUCCUCCUCCACCACCACCACCACCUCCUUCUCCUCCUCCUCCCUGCAACAAUCUCACCGUGAUGGCCGAUGAUCAACAACAGCAACCUGGUCAGCUGCAGCAGGGUGCUCUCUCCGGACCGGCGUCUCUCCCCAGCGCGCUGUUGUCAGGGCUACAGGGCACCGAGGCCACCGCGCUGCACUACGACAAGAUCAAGAACUCGAUCUGCAAAUCUGUACAAUCAAAAGUGGACAGCAUUUUGCAAGAUGUUGAGAAGUUUACAGACAUUGAAAAACUCUACCUCUACCUUAAGUUGCCUUCUGGUCCCAGCAGUGGUAAUGACAAAAGGACUGAAAAUCAGAGGGGGUCUACAAGUCCUGCAACAUGUGACCAGAAUUCCACGUCAUCCAGUCGGACCCAACAGAUGUACGCUUUCAACUGGAUUCGGAAUCACUUAGAGGAGCAUCCGGAGACCUCACUGCCAAAACAAGAGGUGUAUGAUGAGUACAAGAGCUAUUGUGACAAUCUUGGCUACCAUGCUCUAAGUGCGGCUGAUUUUGGAAAGAUCAUGAAAAAUGUCUUUCCAAACAUGAAAGCACGUCGCCUUGGAAUGCGAGGAAAAUCUAAAUACUGUUAUAGUGGACUGCGAAAAAAAGCUUUUGUGCAUAUGCCAUCUUUGCCCAACCUGGACUUGCAUAAAGCAGGAGAUGGGUGUGAGCUGUUGGAGCCAACCGGUCAGUCUCCCAGUGCUGAGGAUGAGAUGCGUUCUGCAGCCUGUGGCUUGGUGUGUGAAUGGGCACAGAAAGUUCUGAGCCGCCAGUUUGACAGUGUGGAGGAUUUAGCGCGCUUUCUACUCAACAGCCACUACAUUGGCACUAAAUCCAUGGCUGCACUAACUGUUAUGACUGGAACCCCAACAGGUGUUAAAACGCCCACCCCGGCCUCUGCGUUUGUGCCAACUGGUGACACCAACUCCUUCCAGCCCCAAAUGAAGACUCUCCCUUCACCCUCUGUAGAUACCAAGCAACAGCUACAGCGAAAGAUUCAGAAGAAACAGCAAGAACAGAAACUUACUUCUCCAUUGCCAGGUGAUGCGCAAACCAGAAGAGCUGAAGCCGGCACCCCAGGCCCUGGGUCUAGUCUCGCCUCUGGAAGUCCAGCUUUGUUGUCCUCACAGCCUGCAAUAGGUAUUGUGGUGGCUGCAGUACCAAGCCCUAUCACGGUUCAGAGGAAUAGACAGUUGAUGACUUCUCCAAGUCCAGUUACGACAACAGAGGGAAAAGUAUUACCAGUGAAUUUCCAAGUGGUGGCCCAGUCUGUUAAGCAGUCCCCUAAAACUCCGCAGAAUAUUCCUGCCAGUCCUGUUGGUGAUAGGUUAGCCAGGCACAGAUAUGCCCAGAUUCUCCCCAAACCCUCUGCCACAAGUGGCAUAACUCUUCGUUCCCCCCCAACACUCCUUAUUACUAACAGCCCUAUAAAAACAGUGAUGCCCACUCCACAUGUCAGCUCAGUUAACGUUGUCAAGAUGACUGCUAUAUCAUUGACCCCUAACAAUAGUGGUGGUAGCAACACUCCAACACCAUUACGACCUGCUUCAGCUGGUAUCAGUAGCACUGUUUCCCAUGAAGAGUCUAACCAAAUUCAGCAAGCUCAGAACGGCAGCUCAGCUAUUCUGCAGUCAUCUGGAGCUGGAAGAGUGUGUCGUCCUGCCACAACCCCAAUUCCAUCCAUUUCCUCCAUUAGUGAAGUCAAGGUAACAUCUGAAGCUGUGAAUGAUAGUAACUCCUCUGCUGGUGCAGAAAAGCAGAGCACUGGACCAGGGAGCAAUAUUGGGCAAAAGAACGAGAGGGCCACUAAAUAUAGGGCUUCCAGUGAACCUUCUCUUCUUGUCAAGGCAUCCCCAGUGCCUGAAAGAGUUGCUAGAGCCAAAAGUGACUCUGCAACACCUCCAAGUACAAUCAUAGGGGCAGCUGUCCCAAUUAGCAAUAACAGCAGUGUUCAUCAGGAGAGUACUUUGUAUCUGACUGUUAUGAAUCAGAAUGCUGACAUUGGAUCUAAUGACACAGCUUCCCCAACUGGCCAGUCACCAAAAGAUGCUGGUCUUGGAUUGAAAAGUCCUCGAAAGCGCUCUGCUUCUGUUUUGGAGUCUCAUGCAAUCCCAGUUAAGAGGGUGUUCAUAUCCCAGCAGUCUUUGGAUGCCAGUAACAAUCCUAAACCUAGUCUCGUUAUAGCCACAAAGAAGAUACAGAGGCCAGGAACUCCUGCGAGACCAGAGAGUGCUCCAUGUAAAGUUACUCUAAAACAGAAUUCCCUUCCAACCCAAAUCCUGGCACUUUCGGAUACACCAAUUGGAAACACUUCUCAGAUUAUUAUAAGUUCUCAGAGUUCUUCACAGGUUGAGCAUGGGGACAGCUCUGCUGGAAUAAGCCCUACUCAUAUAGGCUCUUGUAAUAGCACAUCAUCUGAUCAAACUUUAUUGCAACAUAUUGUGAGCCAGCACCAAGUUACCAUUGCCAUUUCUCAGGAGGCAUCUGCUGUGAGUGAGCUGAAGAGCUCGUUACAAGACUACUCUCAACAAAUACAGGCAGAGCAAAAGCAGGUAACUGUUAGCCACUUGCCAUUGAUGGCCCAACCUACUGAAGCAUCUUCUCAGUUGACUCUCCAGCAAGACAUUGUUGACUUUGAUGGAGCUCAAGCCAGCAUAGACUAUUUCCCCUUCAAUGAUGAUGACAUGACACAAGAUAGCAUAGUAGAAGAGUUGGUGCAGAUGGAGGAGCAAAUGAAGCUGAAUAGCAGUCUACAGCCUUACCUUACUUCUCUUGAUAUACCCUUACCAGGCCAGUCAGCUCAAAGCACCAUCCUUUCCUCUCACCAGACUGGCACUCAGUUCUACCAUUCUGCACAUAGUAGCACCACUCCAGUACACACUCCAACCCCCACACCAACUCCAACACCGACACCAACUCCAACCCCUACCUCUGAAAUAUUGCCAGGGGGCCACAGCUUGACCAGGGAAAGUCCUUGCUGUAGAGUGGCACCUAUUACCCCAGUCGAUGGGAUUUUAGGUGGUCGACAUACACCUAUUAGCACUCCAUUGUCCAACUGCAGCAGUAGUGUCCCACCAAGUCCUGUUGAAUGCCGUAAUCCCUUUGCAUUUACCCCCAUUAACUCCAACAUAACAGGUUAUCAUGAUGGCAGUGUAGUGUCUAGUAGCCCAGUCAAGCCCAUGCAGAGACCAAUGGCCACUCACCCAGACAAGGCCAAGCUGGAUUGGAUUAACAAUAGAUAUAACAGCACUUCAGGUUCACCAUCAGUUUCCAACAGUAAUGCCAUUGGAAUCCUUCCAAGCUAUCAGGACCUGGUGGAGGACCACUUUCGUAAGCCACAUGCAUUUGCUAAACCAGGGCAGUCUUUUCAGUCUCAAUCCAGGCACCAGGAUGGGCAUUUGGGUCGAUUAACAGCUGUGUCACCCGUACAACAAGGACAACAGGCGGUGGAGAACAAGCAAGAAAGUUUUGCUGUGCCAGCACCAUUAGACAAUAAAGUUACAGCUUGUACAUCUGGGAGCGGAGGUGGAACCUUUAGGUGUCGCAGUGUGAGCCCUGCUGUUCGUCAGCGCAAUCUAAGUGGCACGUCUGUGCAAACUAACCCUACCCCAAGAUCUGCUGUUUCACCAUUCAAUUCUCCCAUAACCUCAGAGGUUCUUAGCAUUCUUUCCAACAGUCAUUCAGUGGUCACGGCCAACAGCAUGGCCCAAAGGAGCCAGUCAGUACCACUAAGCAUCAUGAUGCAGUCUGAGAUGUUGCCAAUUGGCCAGCAGGGACAGCAAAGUAAUAGUGCCAAGAUCACCAGUGUGCUCCUGAGCAAAAUGGACGCAGAUGUGGAUGAUACAGUGCGUGGGUUGGGUGUUAAUAAUAUGCCCUCCAAGUACACAGCCCGGAUGAACCUGACACAGAUCUUGGAGACUACACAGGCCUUCCCAGAAGGCACUAACCAUCAUGGUCAACAGCUAUCUGUCUGUUCAAGCCCUAUACAGUUUGACUUCCAGAAGCCUGGUUUCCUCAUAAGCACUGAAGAUGAAUCAAUUACUUUUUCUAGUGAUGACCAAGCACAAUCAGGCUCUCGGCUACAACAAGAGCAGCAGCUUCAACUACAGGAUCAACAGUUGGAACUACAGGAUCAACAACUGUUGCAAGAUCAACAGUUGCAACUUCAGGAACAACCAUUGCAACUCCAGGACCAACAAUUGGAAUUACAAGACCAACAUUUACAACUGCAACACCAACAACUGCAGCUACAAGACCAACAGCAGCUACAACAUGAUCCAGACCUCAGCCAGCAGCAGUUGCUGUCUCAAUCCUCACAACAGGAUGAGGAACAGCAGCAGCAGGAGCAACUGGACUUUAACAGCACCGUCAAGGAUCUCUUGGGAGAGGAUGGCCUCAAUCCCAGCUCACAAUUGGUUGGGCAGGUGGCAUCAGAACUCAGCGCAGUAGCAUCUGACUUUUCUAGUGAAAUCCGUUUGACUUCUGACCUUUCUGGUAGCAUCAAUGACCUGAACACUUUGGAUCCCAACCUUUUGUUUGAUCCAAGUCAGCAACAGGACCAAUAUGAAGACGCCACACUGGAGGAGCUGAAGAACGACCCGUUGUUUCAGCAGAUAUGCAGUGACACUGUGAAUUCUGCUGGAUUUGACUGGUUGGAGAACAAAGACCAACCAACAGUAGAAAUGUUGGGUUAGUAUUGUUUCCUUUUGUGUUUGUUGUGGUUGUUGCUGUUUGUCACUAUUUAUGGUUUCUGUUGAUUGUUAUGUUUUUGUGAAUGUCCUUUAUGCUUUUUCAAUGUGAUUUGUCCACUGCAUCCACACACACUGGAUACAUCAGUCAGUCCAGUGGGAAGUGCCAGUCUGACCUGAAGUGUUCAUUUAUAGGAUUGUACUUUAUUUUAUUUUAUUUUAUUUUUUUACCAUUUCAUUGCAGUCUUCUCAUCCUGACAUUUCUGCUAUAGUUUACCAUUUCUUUCUUUUGGCCCCAAUGUGCAUACAUGUUUUUAUUAUGGUAAAACAAGUUUAUAUUACCCAGUUAUAUGCAUUUUUAAUACAGUUAGUUUUUACUUUAACAUCUGUUAGUACAUUGACAUUUUAAAUAUCCUGUUCCCAUGAAUCAUAAGUGAUGUGAAACUAAAUGCAGUAUUUUGCAUGAUGAAUCACUGAGUUUUUAAGUGUCUUGCAGAUGCAUUGUGUUUGAGUUUGCAAGUAUGUUGGUAAGUUACAUUGCUAAAGAGUUUACUUAAUUUACAUCAUCAUGACUCAAGUUUGCCAUCACUCUUGCAUAUCUUAAGUGUCAGUCAAAUGAAAAGAUUUUUGGUGCUAACAGGUGCUCAAUAACAGUAACUGGCAUCAUUUUCAGUAAUUAUGUUCUGUCUAAUAAAUAGAAAAGUAGAAAACUUAAUAGGCCAUAUUAAUUGUACUGUUAAAUAGAAGGAUAAUGAAGAGGAUUACACUUUUGCUCUAUUUACACUUGUUUAAAAAGUGAAUAUUACAUGAGGGAGAUUAAUCUGCCUUAUUUCCAAAGUCCUAGGCCUUAGGCUUAGGCUUUAAGGUGCAGAAAGGCCUUGCUGCAUUUCCAAAAAAAAAAAAAAAAAAGCUUGGCUUUUUGUUAAUGUGAAUUAUCGAUGUGGUUUCAAAUGCAUAUAGUAUAUUUCAACAUUCCAUGUAGUUUUUCUUCACAUUUUGUUCCAGUUAAUGGCUUAAAAAUAUGACGAUAUCAUUUCAAAAGAGUAUGCUGAUUGCCUAAAAGCUAUUUAAGGCUAUUUCUUGUGAUCACAUGUCCAACCUACUAGUUAUUCAUAGAAUUUCAAGCUAAAAUCCAUACCAAAGAACAGCUUUUGAAAAACUAUAAGCGUUUGAGAUUAGUGACGUUCAUCUUCAAAUUAACAUCAUUUUUGAAGAAAACUCGUUGGACUUGUUGGUGAAUAAAACAGGGUUUUAUGGUACUUGAUUUUCAGGUGGGCUCAUAUUUGUGUAUAGUAUGUAUAUGGCAAAUGUAUCUGAUGUACAGGUAAUUAUGGAUGGUAAGCAUGUUGUCAAAAGUCAUUAAUGGAUUCAUGAAAGUUUAAUUUGGCUAUUUGUAGUCACUAUAUUAAUGCCCCAUAUGUAAAAAUGACAUCAUUUUAUCAAUACACUGUCUUAAAGUGAUGAUUUUUUUUAGAUAGGUCCGAGUACCCUUGAGAAAACAAAAGAAGAAAUGUUACAUUGCUCAUAUUGAAACUAUAGCCAGCACGAUAUGCUGUGUGUUAUGUUUUUGGCUUUCUGUGUAGUGCAAGUAAUGCCGUCUGUUUGGUCUCUAGCUUGAUGUGCCAUUUUCCUUAGAGAGUCUAUUGGUCUCUGCUUUGCGGAUGUGAUGUGUACAUUGAGAGAGGAAAAGACGCAUGGUUUAUGUAUUUUAAAAAAUUAAAAAAAAAACUAGACGAAUAAUCAUAUAUUAAAUGUUCAUUUUAUUGUGACGGUCAAUUCAUGUAUUGCGCAGAGAACCCUGGAGUGGCAGGCACUGGAAAUUCAAUGGUUUAUGAUUCAGCAAACUAGGGAAGUUCGCUUUAUUGCACUAAAGAUUUUCCUUUUUUUUGUAACCAUGCCUUUGUGAGACAUUUAAUGGACAAAAUGGAACAAUUGAAGCUAGCAAAAAAGCAGAUUUUUUUUUUCAAAGGUAAAAUUACAAAAGGGGAAUUACAUAUGACAUGGAAAAUUUACAAUUAUUGCCUUGUGUAGCAAUGUGCACUAAUCUCAAUGAGAUACACAUUUUACUCAUUCUCAUCCAUGAGAAUAAGAAAGAUAAAAGCAAACAAAAUUUAACCUUAUAAAAAGUGAAUAAAAAGAGAACAUACUUCACUAUGUUAUUCAAUGAUUGUAUGUGCGCAUGUAUGUUGAACUAUCUAUUGUAGUACAUGUUGUGACCACUCCCUCCGCAAAAAAGGGAAUGGUUGUGUUGACCAGAGAGAAAAAAAAAAGUAGUGUUCUUUUUAAUAAAAACCUAUGUGUUUGCUAAGUUAAUAUUGUUCUAUAUGUUUUAGUUCACAAACGUGUUCUUUUUUCAUGCAUUUCUAUUUUGUUUGUUGUUUUUGUUUUUUUACAAAAAAAAAUGCCUUUGUGAAGAAAACUGUAAAUAUUUUUUCUAUGUUUUGUCAUUUAUCAAGGCACUGAUUUAUUUACUUUUUUUUUAUUAUUUCACGAAGGAAAAAACUAAAUCGUACUUUUUUGAUACACAAACGUUUCAUCAAACUUUUAAGUCUAAUGCUGUAUUUCUGACUGGUCUGAUAUGGGGGGAAAAAAGUGUUUUCUUUCUGUCUAUUUGAAACAGUAGAACCUUUCUCUGUGCUGUUGUCUGGUGUACUGCUCAAUGUACAGUAGCUUGUUAAUAUUGCCGAAGCAUUUUAGCAAUGUUUGUUUCUCUUUUUUUCAAUGGAAAGUACUCACAGGUGAGAUUUUCUAAGUGGUUUUAAAAGCCAAUAAAGAUUUUUAAAUAAUCGGUGUAUUUUGUUCUGAUUUGAUAGAAUAUUGUGUUGUAUUGCUUUAGGUUUGUUGACAUUUUAUCAUCGUUGGUGUAAUCUAGUAAAUUCAGACCGCACUGCCCUCUUUUGGUCCUCAGAAGAGAUCCUGAUACUACCCCAAGUUCCAUGCAACAAACUCAGGUCCUUAUAUAAGCAUCUUUCUU
Molecule: messenger RNA, 7805 nt
Organism: Ictalurus furcatus (blue catfish)
Lineage: Eukaryota; Metazoa; Chordata; Actinopteri; Siluriformes; Ictaluridae
Product: DNA-binding protein RFX7
Exons: 10
Coding region: 92-4837 (1581 amino acids)
Biological process (GO): regulation of transcription by RNA polymerase II
Molecular function (GO): RNA polymerase II cis-regulatory region sequence-specific DNA binding; DNA-binding transcription factor activity, RNA polymerase II-specific
Source: RefSeq, a predicted model, not a curated record